GCCGAGUCUGCCGCCAUGGCCCAGCCCGCCAGGCCUCCCGCCGCCUAUCCCAGCCAGAACGGGGCUGGCCAGCAGCCCUACAGCAACGGUCCUGUUCCAAGCCAGCUGAUGCAUUCACCAGAUGGCGAGGCACAUAUGCCUCCAGUUCCAGCACCCUAUUCGCACCAGGUGCCGGUGAAGGUCCCUCCCCAUCAGUCUUCUGGACAGUACAACUAUGGUGGCUCUCAGAGUGUUUCUCAGUUAAACAAUUAUCAAGGACCUGGGCAGACUCUCACCAGACCACCAGUGGCACAACAGACAGGUCCUGCUCCACCGGUGCCGCUGCCUCCCUUGCAGAGUGCAGCUGCUGCAUCCUCUGCUGGUGGCUUUGCUCCUGCAGCCAGCCCCGCAGUGCUUUCACACUGGCAGCACAGCCAGCCCACUGCCACGCAGGCACUGGGGGCUCAGGCAAGCCAUGUGGCUCAUGUGACUGGGACAGGGUCAGCUCAGCACCCCCCCUCCUUGCCAGUAAAUGCAAACCCUGCAGGAAGCUAUCCCUAUGCUACUUCUCCAGGAGGCCCUCGCCUGCAGAACAGCUUUGUGAAGCCAGGAUCUGCACCUCCACCAGUGACUCAGCCCUUAACUCCACUCCACCCCCCUUCAAGGCCACCUUUGGGACCUCCACCAGUUGGUGGUCCACCUUUAAUUAGGCCACCAGCCCAGGUAGCAGGAGCAGCUAGCCCACAGCCUCUGCUGAAUUCAGCUGCAAGUCAAGAAGGUGAUGCUCCUGCCAGCGAUGGGGCUGUGCUACCAAACAGCUAUGAUGCAAUAGAAGGUGGUGGCCUCAUGGCAAGCCGCCAUGCUUCUCCUGCACCCUCCAAGCUGAACAGGGCUGUUGGCUAUUCUUACCCUGCCCUGCGUCCAGGCUACCAAAAUGCUGCCAGCCCUGGAGCACCAGGAAUGCAGUAUCCAGAUGGAGCAAUACAUUUCCCCCAGCCUGUCCUGGCCACUAAUCACCUAACUGCAUCUAUGGGUGGCCUGAGCCUACAGCAAGAAGGACUAAGAUCUGUGAAUCUUCUUCAAGAGAGAAAUAUUCUUCCCACAACCCUCUUGAAGGCUCCUGUCCCAAACUUGCAUGAAGAAAUCCAGAGGCUCAACUGUAACCCUGAGUUGUUCCGCUGUACCCUGACUAACAUUCCUCAAACUCAGGCCUUAUUGAAUAAAGCCAAACUUCCUUUGGGGCUCCUGCUUCAUCCUUUCAAAGACUUAUCGCAACUGCCCGUGGUGACGUCGAGCACCAUCGUGCGAUGCCGCUCCUGCCGGACAUACAUCAACCCCUUUGUCAGCUUCUUAGACCAGAGGAGGUGGAAAUGCAACUUGUGCUACAGGGUGAACGAUGUGCCUGAGGACUUCAUGUACAAUCCUGUCACAAGAGUUCAUGGGGAGCCUCAUAAAAGACCUGAAGUCCAGAAUGCUACCAUUGAGUUUAUGGCUCCAUCUGAAUACAUGCUCCGGCCGCCCCAGCCACCUGUGUACCUCUUUGUGUUCGACGUCUCACACAACGCUGUGGAGACAGGAUACCUGAGCACAGUCUGCCAGGCCCUGCUGGACAACCUGGACUCGCUUCCUGGGAACACUAGAACGAAAAUAGGCUUCAUAACAUUUGACAGCACAAUCCAUUUCUACAGCCUUCAGGAAGGCCUCUCUCAGCCCCAGAUGCUGAUAGUGUCAGAUAUUGAAGAUGUCUUUGUACCAAUGCCAGAAAACUUACUAGUCAAUUUAAAUGAAAAUAAAGAGCUAAUUCAAGAUCUAUUGAAGACCUUGCCACAGAUGUUUACCAAGUCCCUGGAAACUCAGAGUGCUCUGGGGCCUGCCUUACAGGCUGCCUUUAAACUGAUGUCCCCCACUGGAGGCAGAAUCUCUGUCUUCCAGACACAGCUUCCAUCGGUGGGAAUGGGAGCGCUGAAGUCUCGGGAAGAGCCAAAUCAAAGAUCAUCUGCAAAGGACAUACACCUGACACCAUCCACUGACUUCUACAAGAAGCUAGCCUUGGACUGCUCAGGCCAGCAGAUUGCAGUGGAUUUAUUCCUCCUCAGUGGACAAUAUUCUGACUUGGCUUCUCUAGGUUGCAUAUCCAGGUACUCUGCAGGCAGUGUCUAUUACUACCAAUCCUACCACCACAAACACAACCCUGUGCAGGUGGAGAAGCUGCAGAAGGAGCUGAAGCGAUACCUCACGAGGAAGAUUGGCUUUGAAGCUGUCAUGAGGAUAAGAUGCACCAAAGGUCUCUCCAUCCACACCUUCCACGGGAACUUCUUUGUGCGCUCCACAGACCUGCUGUCCCUGCCCAAUGUGAACCCUGACGCAGGCUACGCCGUGCAGAUGGCUGUGGAGGAGAGCCUCACAGACAUGCAGGUGGUCUCCUUCCAGUCUGCUCUCCUCUACACCUCCAGCAAAGGUGAAAGGAGGAUUCGUGUCCACACCAUGUGCUUACCUGUUGUGACAACACUGAGUGAUGUCUACCUGGGGGCAGAUGUCCAGGCCAUCACUGGGCUGCUGGCCAACAUGGCUGUGGACCGGUCGGUGUCGGCCACGCUGAGCGACGCCCGAGACGCCCUGGUGAACGCAGUCAUCGACUCCCUGGCUGCCUACCGCAGCUCCGUGCUCAGCAUCCAGCAGCCUGGCCUCAUGGCCCCGCACUCAUUGCGCCUCUUCCCCCUCUACGUCCUGGCGCUCCUGAAGCAGAAAGCCUUUCAGACCGGCACCAACGCACGGCUGGACGACCGCAUCUUUGCCAUGUGCCAGGUGAAGAACCAGCCCCUCGUGUACCUCAUGCUGAUGACACAUCCCAGCCUCUACAGAGUUGACACCCUCACAGAUAAGGGGGCUUUUAACAUCAAUGACAGAACUAUACCUCAGCCACCCCUCCUGCAGCUGUCAGUGGAGAAGCUGAGCAGGGAUGGUGCUUACCUUAUGGAUGCUGGCUCUGUAAUGUUUCUGUGGAUUGGGAAGAACUGUGGGCAGAGCUUUAUCAGCCAAGUCCUUGGAGUCCCAAAUUAUGGCUCAAUCCCACAGAACAUGACACAGCUCCCAGAACUUGAAACUGCAGAGUCCAUCAGAACAACAGCUUUCAUUGCCUGGCUGAGGGAACAGAGACCUUUCUUCCCUAUACUCUAUGUAAUAAAGGAUGACAGUCCAUUGAAAUCAAGUUUUCUGCAAAAUAUGAUUGAAGACAGAACAGAAUCAGCCUUAUCAUACUAUGAAUUCCUCCUUCAUAUACAGCAGCAAGUGAACAAAUGAAGCCCUGGCCUUUUGCUCACUUGUGGAAGGGAAGUGUUUGCAGUAAAGAACGCUUGUGCUUGUGAUACCUUCAUUAGAUCUGUGGCCUGAGGCAGGGGAUGAGAAGUUCUCACUGUGAUUUCAACCAACUAAAGCAAAUAAAGGACCACAUCUGAGAAUCAAAUGUGCAACUACAUAGUAUUGUACCUUAACCAAGAAAUCAAACUGUUGGAACUGGUUGAGCACCUUUAACUUGCUGCAGAUCAUGUUUUUACUGUAAGUACUUGCAGCAUGAAGUCCCUUUCCAGAGGCAAUACUGAAAA
Messenger RNA from Indicator indicator, 3581 nucleotides. It is a transcript of the gene SEC24A, whose product is annotated as SEC24 homolog A, COPII coat complex component. The record is from RefSeq and is a predicted model, not a curated record. The transcript has 23 exons. Lineage: Eukaryota; Metazoa; Chordata; Aves; Piciformes; Indicatoridae. Gene Ontology annotation, molecular function: SNARE binding; zinc ion binding. Gene Ontology annotation, cellular component: endoplasmic reticulum exit site; COPII vesicle coat. Gene Ontology annotation, biological process: intracellular protein transport; COPII-coated vesicle cargo loading; endoplasmic reticulum to Golgi vesicle-mediated transport. Bases 16 to 3279 code for a protein of 1087 amino acids.